UGUCAAUAAUGUCAAGUCUGUCAUGUUGUUGAAGCGCCGCGUGAGGUUAUGUUGGAGUAUGUUUAUUUCGAACUUAAAUUGUAAUAGGACUUUGAAAUGGCAGACGUAAAUAGUUUAUUCGAUUGUUUCGACGAAGUGGCUCCGAAUGAAGCGUCCGUACAAUUUCCAAACAUAAAAAAUGAAGAUGAUGUUUUGGAUGCUAGCACUGCAAAUUCAUCAGCAAUUGAAACUCCCAACCUGAAGCGGUUACACGAUGAAGUGGAAGAUAUUGAGAAAUCUUCAAAAAAACAAAGACAAGAAGAUGAUGAUGACUCUGAGCUAACUAGUGAUAUAAAUUUAGAACUUCUAAAUGCUAGAAUAGUGAUACAUACACUAGAGACACAUGAGGGCUGCACGCACGAGGUGGCGAUACCGCCCAACCAUGAAUACGCACCCCUCGUAGCAACCACAGCAGAGCCGGCGAAACAGUACGCCUUCAUACUGGAUCCUUUUCAAAAGGAGGCUAUAAUGUGCAUAGACAACUUACAGUCCGUGUUAGUCUCUGCUCACACCUCUGCAGGAAAAACUGUUGUGGCUGAGUAUGCUAUAGCUUUGUCUCUGAAAAACAAACAGAGGGUCAUAUACACAACCCCUAUAAAAGCCCUGUCUAACCAGAAGUACAGAGAGUUUUCCGAAGAGUUUCAUGACGUAGGUCUCAUUACUGGUGAUGUGACCAUAAAUCCUUCUGCUUCUUGUCUUAUUAUGACCACUGAGAUUUUAAGAAAUAUGUUGUAUAGGGGAUCAGAAAUCAUGCGGGAAGUAGGUUGGGUUGUAUUUGACGAAAUUCAUUACAUGAGAGAUAAAGAGAGAGGUGUUGUAUGGGAAGAAACUUUAAUCUUGCUACCUGACAACGUCCACUACGUGUUUCUGUCGGCCACCAUUCCCAACGCUCGUCAAUUCGCGGAGUGGGUGUGUCGACUGCACUCGCAACCUUGUCACGUGGUGUAUACUGAGUUCCGACCCACUCCCCUGCAGCAUUACAUAUUCCCGGCUGGCGGAGAUGGUAUACAUCUUGUGGUUGAUGAAAAGGGUAUAUUCAAAGAGGAUAACUUCAACACUGCUAUGGCAGUACUAAGUAACGCCGGUGACGCAGCGAAAGGCGACCAGCGAGGUCGCCGCGGCGGCCCUCGCGGUGGCAACCAGACAAACAUAUUCAACAUCGUCAAGAUGAUCAUGGAAAGAAACUUCGCUCCUGUCAUCAUAUUCAGUUUCAGUAAGAAGGACUGUGAGUCGUACGCUAUGCAGAUGGCGAAAUUGGACUUUAAUACAAUUGAAGAAAAGAAACUAGUAGACGAAGUAUUCAACAAUGCAAUGGAUGUGUUAUCCGAGGAGGAUCGCAAGCUGCCACAGGUUGAAAAUGUGAUUCCACUACUGAGGCGCGGUAUUGGCAUACAUCACGGAGGACUGUUGCCUAUUCUCAAGGAAACCAUAGAGAUUCUGUUCGGCUUGGGACUUAUUAAGGCAUUGUUCGCGACGGAAACAUUUGCCAUGGGUCUCAACAUGCCUGCCAGAACUGUUGUGUUCACCAACUGCCAGAAAUUCGACGGAAAAGAUUUUAGAUUCAUUACCUCAGGCGAAUACAUCCAGAUGUCAGGUCGUGCCGGCCGUCGAGGUCUCGACGACAAGGGUAUCGUGAUACUCAUGAUUGACGAGAAGGUCACUCCUGCCGUAGUCAAGGGCAUGGUGCAGGGGAAAGCUGACCCUAUCAAUUCGGCCUUCCAUCUCACUUAUAAUAUGGUCCUCAAUUUGUUGCGUGUGGAAGAAAUAAAUCCAGAGUAUAUGUUAGAGAGGAGUUUCUUCCAGUUCCAAAAUCAAGCGACUAUUCCAGAUCUAAUAGAUAAGGUGAAAUCAAAACAGAAAGAGUACAACGCUCUAACCGUGGCGGAGGAGCACUCGAUAGCGUCGUACUGCAGCAUCAGGUCGCAGCUCGAUCUGCUAGGAGCGCAGUUCCGCUCCUUCAUCACCAAGCCGGAAUACUUGAAGCCGUUCCUACAACCUGGACGACUUGUUAAGAUAAAAACAGAGAAGCACGAGUUCGACUGGGGUAUAAUAGUGAACUUCAGACACCGGACAGGCAAGGGUAAGAAGGGAGAGGACAACCCGCUGUCAUCCGAGUCUGUCAUCAUUGUGGAUAUACUGCUUCAUGUGAAGAAAGCUGACGGAGAGGAUGCGGAGAAAGUGCCGUGCCCACCUGGCGAGGCAGGAGAUGUGGAAGUGGUCCCAGUAAUCCACACACUGAUCUAUCAAAUAAGUUCCCUCAGAGUAUACUAUCCUAAAGACUUAAGACCAGCAGAUAACAGGAAAUCAGUACUCAAGACUAUAGGAGAAGUGAAAAAACGAUUCCCCGACGGACCGCCAUUGUUGAAUCCUAUAAAAGACAUGAAAAUUAAUGAAUCAGUGUUCAAAGAAUGUGUUGAGAGAAUAAAACUGUUGGAAGAAAGACUUUACGCCCAUCCCCUACACAAUGACAAGAGCCGCGGCGCCCUGACCGCGGCAUACGAGAAGAAACAGGAACUCCAUGAAGAACUGACUCUGGCCAGAGCUGAACUGAAGAAAGCUAAGAGUAUACUACAGAUGGACGAACUCAAGAAGAGAAAACGAGUGCUUAGAAGAAUGGGAUACUGUACCGCCGCCGAUGUCAUCGAACUUAAAGGACGCAUCGCUUGCGAGUUGAGCAGUGCCGACGAGCUCCUGCUAACGGAGCUGAUAUUCAACGGCGUGUUCAACGCCCUGACGUCGGAGCAGAGCGCGGCGCUGGUGAGCUGCUUCGUGUGCGACGAGAACUCCUCGCAGGCCUCCGCCUCCGGCGACGAGCUGCGCGGGGUGCUGCGACAGCUGCAGGAAUACGCCCGUAGAAUAGCGAAGGUAUCUCAAGACGCGAAGAUGGACGUGGAUGAAGACGAGUAUGUGGGCAAGUUCAAGUGUACGCUGAUGGACGUCGUGCUCGCGUGGGCCAAGGGCGCCUCUUUCCUGCAGAUCUGUAAGAUGACUGAUGUCUUUGAAGGUUCCAUAAUCAGAUGUAUGCGUCGCCUCGAAGAGGUGCUGCGUCAGCUCUGCCAGGCAGCCAAGAACAUCGGCAACACAGACCUGGAGAACAAGUUCAGUGAAGCCAUCAAACUGCUGAAGAGAGACAUUGUGUUCGCCGCCAGUCUUUACAUGUAACAUGUACGUUAAUGUUAUUCCUUCACUUAAUAUAAGCGUAUACUAUUGU
Helicoverpa zea (corn earworm) is the source of this 3250-nucleotide messenger RNA. RefSeq names its product exosome RNA helicase MTR4 (gene Mtr4). NCBI's taxonomy places the organism in Eukaryota, Metazoa, Arthropoda, Insecta, Lepidoptera, Noctuidae. The record is from RefSeq and is a predicted model, not a curated record. The transcript is spliced from 18 exons. Gene Ontology annotation, cellular component: nucleus. Gene Ontology annotation, biological process: RNA catabolic process; maturation of 5.8S rRNA. Gene Ontology annotation, molecular function: RNA helicase activity; ATP binding; RNA binding. The coding region runs from base 97 to 3201 and encodes 1034 amino acids.